This is a messenger RNA of Cherax quadricarinatus, 4505 nucleotides long. The record is from RefSeq and is a predicted model, not a curated record. NCBI's taxonomy places the organism in Eukaryota, Metazoa, Arthropoda, Malacostraca, Decapoda, Parastacidae.
GUGUUGCCUAGCAUUGGAUUGUGUAAUAAUUCUUACUGCAGCUUUUUGUUGGGUUAUUAUUGGAUUUAGGUGGGUAAUAGCUGUUGAUCCCCAAGCACAAAUGGCAUAUGCGAAGUAGGGAUAGAAGAGUGAAUAGUACUAACUGGGUGCACUACCAACUAAGCUAAGUUACUACUUUACCCCUCGAGGGAGGCUUCUUGAAGCCAGAGAAGGGAUCUUGAUCCAUGGAAUUGGACUUAUCCUUCCCUUCAAUGGAUCAAGUAUAAAUGCCCCCCAUUUCCCUCAGGCCCUGUAUUACUCCCACAGGUUUAGCAUUUGCCAUAAAUAUAACAAUAAAGGACUUAUGUAAUAUAAUUUGGAUUUAUGCAAAGUUAAUAACCUAGAAAAUGUUUAAAUCAAUCACCUCAUUAACAAGGUAAUUAUUGCAUUAUUUUAGUACUACAUAAGAAAACAGAAAUGAAGGAACAGAAGGCCUACUGGUCCAUGCAUGGCAGGUUUAACUCUCAUCCAUCCACACCCAUUCAUAUAUCUGUCCAGUUUAUAGUUCAUGUUCAGCAUGUAUGAUCCUUGUGGGUUUAGCACUUAGUUUUGAAUGUAAUAAUUGUAAUUAUAUAGUUCAAUCUACUCAAAGUUCUUGCCACAGUGACAUAACUUGCGAGUUCCACUCAUCUGCAACUCUACUGCUAAAAUAGUACUUCCCUAUAUGACUAUUCCUGGUUUCCAUUUGUAUACCUUUCAUCUCCCCAAAUUCUGUCUUUCCAGAGAAUGCAAGAUCAGUGCCUUUAGCUCAUCUUUCUAGGAAAGGUUUCUUAUAUAUGGGAUCAACUUUAUUCUUCUUAUCUGUUUAUUUUUCUGCACAUUUAUGUACAUUGUGGGCCUGUCUUUUCUCCCCUAAUCUUAUUUCUUAUACCAUUUGGGCUGGUUACAUUUUACAGUACCUACAAUUUAUGUACAUACACCACAGAAUAAGUCAGAUAAGAUAAGAUUUUGUUUGGAUUUUUAUUCCUGGAGGGUUAACCACCCAGGAUAACCCAAGAAAGGCAGUGCGUCGUCGAGGGACUGUCUGUCUUAUUUCCACUGGGGUCCUCAAUCUUCGCCCCUAGGAUGCAACCCAUCCAAGUCGACUAGCACCCAGACAUGGGAGUCCAAUUAGGUCGAGCAAGAGAGUUUGUGAGGAGGAACAUUGUGCUGCUUGUUAUGCUGCCAACGAUCAUUGGUUUACACUACAGCUGGCAAAAGAUUCAAGAUAUUGAAUUGUUUGUACCCAAGCAGCAACGCAAGGAUCUGCCAGUUAUCCAGGGUGCCAAGUAUAUUGAACAAGAGUUGAAGAAUAAACUAGGACUCAAAAAGGAAUAGUGGUCUUCUUCAUUCUGUAUAUAUUUGUUAAUAUGUCAAGUGUGCGCUUAGAUGAAGAGCGUGUGAGGGGCAUAUACUGCCAUAGUGUGCAAGACCUGGCAUAUAUCUCAAUGUUAAAAGAGUACCGGAAACUACUUUUCUCAGCGUAUGGACCACGGGGCAGUUCUAUUUUGAUAUCUAAUGCUGUAGGGAGGGAAACAUUGGCUGCAUCUUCAUCUGAAAUCAUUAAGGAGUUAUCAUUUGCCCAUCCAAGUGUGAAAUAUAUUAAUGCCCUGAUAAGUGCCCAGAAUGCAGCAUGUGGCCUUAAUGGUCUCUACACUGGGAUGCUCUGUGUCAGAUUAUUAGAAGAAUCCCUCAUAUGUGAGCAGGACAUCCCUCACCGUGUAGUAAGUGAUGUGUCUGAAUGGAUUAUAUCUGAACUAUUGGAACUCCUAACUCAGUCACCUGAUGAGGUUACCAUGGACUUGGAUGUUGGGGACAUGCAACAAGUUACAUCUUUUGUUCAAACUAUUCUUGGAGCAAAGAAUUGUUUAGGUCUUAACAAAGUGGCACUUGAUGAUCUCAGUCUGAACAUUGUUAAAGCCUUUCUGAAGAGCAUCCCAAAUGAAUAUUCUUCAGGUGGUUUUGGCCAUGUUACUGUGAGCACCCAAGAGAGAUCUUCAUCUAUAAAUUCCAAAGUCUUUGAUGGUGUCCUAUAUAGGGAGCCAGACAUCAGUCUUCGAAAAAUUGAAAAAUUAAAAGGAGUAGGCAAUAUCAAUAUUGUGCUUUUUACUGUACCCAUAUUAUAUGUGGAAGGGGAGACAAUAUCUGUGUGUUGGAGAGCAAGUGAAACAAAAGAAAAGUGCUUCAUAAAUAAGGUUCUUCUUUGUCUUCUUUCAUGUAUGAAGAGGAGGAAUAUCCACAUUCUUGCCAACCAAAAGCCAGUACAUCCAGUCAUAAAGUUUGAACUAGAAAGAGAAGGAUUUUUGGUGCUAGAAAGAAUGGGUACAAAAUUAUCUGAAGCUGUAACCAAACUAAGUGGUUGCCAGGCCAUCAGCAAUUUAGCUAAUCUAACUCUGGAAAUGAAUACUGCUGUUCUUGGGAAGUUAAACACAGUAGAGCACAUUAAUUACAGUGGGAAAAGUUAUAUUCUGCUUGACCAUGCUGAGGGCUCAGUUUCAACUCUCUUACUUCCUGUGACAAGCCCAAGCACUCUAACAACUCUCAAGGAGACAACAGAGAGUUGCCUGGCAGCCUUGAGGAUGGUGGUGGUUGAUGGUAAGGUGGUGGCUGGUGGAGGAUGUCUGGAGGCAUGGGCUGCCACCCAGGUCAGCCAACUCAUUAACACAAACAUGCAACACUUGACCGAUCUUACAGAUGCCUCACCUUACCAUAUCUUGAAAGUAGCAAGCGCAUUCAUUCGUGUAUUCAUGGAAUUGGCUCUACAGCCCAGAGGUGGAUCCUCAACAAGGUUUGACUGGUCUGUGGACUCUGUUUUCCACCAUUUGUGGCACACCCAGCCACAGAUUUCAAGAGAAGAUGGUAGUGGAAGCUGCAGUAUGCAGGCCUCACGUGCUUCCCCUCAUAGUUGCAUGUGUGGCUUGGUAAAGGAAGACCUUGUAAAGUAUAAAUAUAAUGGAUCAUGGAAUCCUGUUGAGUUUCAGUUGCAUCACGACUUCACACUCCAAAAUUCCAAAUCUACUAAAAGUGGAGGAUGCAGCAAGGCCGCUAAGUCUCCGAGAAGUGCAGGUGAUCUGAACAUUAAAUUAAAUGCAGACAGUACACAGAGCAAUAAUUCAUCAUUGAGUGACUUUGGCUUCCAUAACCUUGACUUAGAAGUUGACAGCUUGGAAGAGGCAGAGUGCACAACUGAAGAUGAAGUUGAUAGUCUUGAGAAAAUUAUAAACAGUCAAGAGGAAGAAAUUGAUAGUUUAGAGGGUAAACUAGACAGCUUUGAUGCUGAAGAAGACAUGGACAGUUUAGAAGAUAUGCUGGAUGGAAUUAUUGAGCAAAGCAAUAUAAAUGACAAGGAGCAUUUGAAAGUCAAACUUGAGACACGAGUACAGCAAGCAUUAUAUGACAGCUUCCCAGCAAAGUACAAUGCCAUUAGACUUGCCCUUGAAGGCUUUACCCAGUUGUUUCAUGUUGGUCAGUGUGUGUUUGAUAAGUGACUUGAAUAUAUUAACCUGCUUACUGCAUAAAUGGAAUGAGAACAUUUUCCUCUCCCAAGUAAAUCACUUUUUUUUGUGACCUUCAAGAAAAUUAUUUUAAGCAGCCUGCCAUUUUCUCUAGAAUCCACCCAUUGUACCGACUGCAACAACCAGGAGCACCAAAACUCUUAUCUAAAUAGAUUGCAGUCUUUUGUAACUAACUUCAACAACCAACCACAUCACACAUGAACUAUGGAGCCUCUUGCUGAGUGACAACACAUGUAUCCUCUCCUUAUGGUGGUUCCACACUAACUAGGCCACAGGCAAGCUUGCUUAUAACUCAUAAAAGCUGAUAGCCUACCCUCACAAAUUUUACCAAAAAUUCCAAAUGAAUUUUGGAAAAAUAAAGCUGCUUUAUUUUUAAUACCACCAGCAUAUUAUUUUUUUAGCUUAUAUGUACAUAUAUGAAAAUAACAUGUAUGUUGAAUAUUUCUAAACAAUGUUAUGCCAGAAUGUCAAUUAUUUAUAGUAUUUCAAAUUUGGAGCAGAGAUGUCAUGUUUAAAAGUGAUUUGUAGUGUGAAUAUACAGAGAUUUUAGAGCAUAAAAAUUAAAAGAUGACAUGGGGUUUUUGAAGUGGUUUGGGCAUGUGGAGAAUAGAAAAGGAUAGGAUGAUGAAGAAUGUAUUUAAAUCUGGGGUGGAAUAUAUGAUGGGUAGGAAAGCUUGGAGAGAGGGCAUAAAAGAGGCUGUGAUAUGUACACGGACAAAAUGCAAGUCUAGUUUGACAACACACACAUCUACCUGGUGGAAAACUCUUCACCUUGUGCAGGAGAGAAUACUGAAGGCCUACAAACGCAUGGAGAUUCUAAAUAGUCUCGAGCUGGGUGGGUGAAUGCCGUGGUAUGGCACAUUUGGCCAUAAAAGAGGCAUCACUUCCAGGGUAAGUGACACCUUCAUAUACAUCCUAAUGUUUGUGAAUGUAUAUACUGUAAUUUGUAUUUAAAUAAAUGAAAAAUUUAGC